This is a messenger RNA of Rhinichthys klamathensis goyatoka, 1723 nucleotides long. It is a transcript of the gene zp3c, whose product is annotated as zona pellucida glycoprotein 3c. Gene Ontology annotation, molecular function: acrosin binding. Gene Ontology annotation, cellular component: extracellular matrix. The coding region runs from base 61 to 1614 and encodes 517 amino acids. The record is from RefSeq and is a predicted model, not a curated record. Gene Ontology annotation, biological process: egg coat formation; positive regulation of acrosome reaction; binding of sperm to zona pellucida. NCBI's taxonomy places the organism in Eukaryota, Metazoa, Chordata, Actinopteri, Cypriniformes, Leuciscidae. The transcript has 8 exons.
CUUGGGAUGAGAACAGCCUCAGAAAAUUAAGCAGAGGAACGGUAGCUAGAAACUGCAGAGAUGUGGCUGAACUGUCUUCUGGUUGUUUUUCUCAGCUCUAUUCAUUUAGUAUACUCGCUCAAUUUUGAAGAUGCUGACACUGAUAUUGACCCAGAGGAGGAAUGGGACUCGUUGGAAAGUUUCACACUAAGCCCAGAUGAUGAUGACGACACUGAGAACAGUGGUGACGGUGAUGGAUUUAUGACACAAUUCAAAGCUAGUUUACCGGACUCCAACCCAGUUCAAGUCAAAGCCGGUUUGGACUCAAAACCAUUUAAAGUCAAACCCGAUUUAUCGGACUCAAAACCAGUUCAAGAAAAAGGCGGUUUAUCGGGCUCAAAACCAUUUAAAGUCAAACCCGAUAUAUCGGACUCAAAACCAGUUCAAGUCAAAAACGGUUUAUCUCACUCAAAACCAUUUCGUCCGCUAUUACUACCGGGGUCAGUACGAAUACAGGCAUCUAUGCUACAUAAAGAACUUUUCACCCCAGAAAGGCACAGUAGGCCGGUGCCUCCGCUGCUCAAAUCAAUACUUCUGGCCGAAACGGCCGAUGUGAAACCUAAGAAACCUGUCUCUGAUCCGAAUAUGGAGGUGAUGUGUUACAUGGACCGGAUUCACGUAAAAGUGCGGAGAAGUUUGUUUUCCGACCCCAGCGCAUGGAAAAAACUGAAGCUAGGAACGUGUGCUGUCAACAAAGUCUCAGAUACUCACUAUCAAUUUUUGUACUAUCUGAAAGGAUGUGGCAUACAACGAGGGGAGGAUGCAGAUCGUGUGACUUACUCGAACACGCUCCAAUAUAUGCCAGAUGCCACUGAGCUGAUUGUGAGGGAACAGUCGUUUAGGGUGCCUAUUCGGUGUAGCUACACAAAGUUCCAUCGCUCUUAUAAGGUAGGAUUCUUACCCCACGUAGCAGGUGGAGUCUUGUACAAGUCCAUAGAAACUCGAACAGGGCCCACACUUGCUGCAAUGGAUGCGUCUUGGAACUUGCUUCCGGUUGGCCAGAGCUUUGACCUUGGCAAACCCGUAUGCUUUGAAGCUAAAAGUCCCAGCAGGGGAGCAAGAAAACGGCUGUACCUGAACCGUUGUUUUGUCACUUCCAAACCAAGCCCUUGGUCGAAGGAUAAAUAUUCUGUUGUUGAGAAUUAUGGAUGCCUAGUGGACAGUAAGAACAGCGUUUGGACAAAGUUCUACACCAGUGAUGACAAGAUGACUGUGAGACUUUGUGUGGGAGCUUUUCUGUUUAAACACAUGGUUUCCCAACCACAGUCCAGUAAGACCAUGUAUUUGCAUUGCGAGUUGGACUUUGGACCAGAGACUCCUACACCUAGUGCCAAGUCAUGCAUGUAUAACAGACACACCAAGAAGUGGACUGAGCUGUAUGGUGAUGCCUCUGUCUGUAACUGCUGUGCAUCUACAUGUCCUGCUUCUCCAAGGAUAUCUGGUAAGUCAAUGAUCACCAGUGAGUCCUGGGAAUUGAAGAUGGGAAAGGAAACCUCAUCACCAGAGGAGGCCAUGCCUGAGUUCCCUUUAACUGGCGAUGACUUUGAGUUUUCCUGGGAAUCAGAGGAUUACUAGAAGUAUCACUUUUACAGAUGGCAGAUGUUUUAAGUUGGAUCACAGAAUAACGCUGUUAUAGUCCAUGUGGUUAUGCCUUGUCAAGCUAAUGUGAUAAACUGAAUUUACU